CGAAUUCGGUCUAUUCUUUUAUCAAACUUAAAAAAAUUCUAGUUUUUUUAAAUACGUCGGCUUUUUCAAAAGACAUACAUAGUAAGUAUCUAUAGAUUCUGUGUUAUCAUUCCUAAAAAAAUCUUAAUUUUUUACCUGUAGCAACGGUGUUUUUUUUCCCUUCAAAUGUCGAAAAUACCGAAUUUGGUCAAAAAAUUAUAUAGUUUGGUAAAAAAUUAUAGUUUUUUAAAAUUGGUUGACUUUCUCAAACAGUAUAUCCAGUAAGUUAGUAGAGAUAUUGAGUUGUCAUCCCAAAAAAAAUCGUGACCACCCGGCAACCGCCGUUGCUGGUAUUCCGUUGCUAACAUUACUCCGGUCAAAUAUUUGGCGCUGUACAUGCAGUACAUUUUAAUCGCCUUAUUAGUGUUUUUUUAAUAUAUUAUCAUAAUUAAUAUAUGACAUUUGAAGAUGAACUGAGCCGUCUUCAAAAAACAAACCAAGAGUCAUAUUAUCAUUAAUGGCGUUUUUUUACAACCAACUGUUGUUCGACCUUGUUUUUUCCCAAGAAGGCGCCCAAAUAAAAUAACUCUUUAUUUUAAACCUUUCAAUUUCCUUACUUUUGCCACCUUAAUAAGUUCCUUGGCUGUUGCCACGCUUCCUUGAUGGUUUUGUCCAAUUUCUGCGAUAAUAAAUGUCCUUGGACUGCUCCUUAUAUAGUCCAUGAGGUCCAUGAUUAUAGGGCCCUAAUAAAACCAAAAUAAAACUUUUAAAUUAAAGCAGUGAUUGACUACUUCCUUUUAGCGAAAUAUUUAUUUAAGUAUGCGUAUCUGGCUAUUUUCUAAUAACAAUCGGUGCGACAAUAAUGUCGAAGAUGUGGGCUGUAAGCGAGGAUGGGAAAAUCGAAUAUAUUUCUUUGACGAAAGAGCGUCUGGAUGAGGGCAUGCAAUUAUUGAGAUCUAACUUCUAUCCGUAUGAAAAUAUAUGCAAAGCUACAGGGCUAAUUGGGAAUCCAGAAGCCGUUAAAGAGUUGGAUGAAAUGGCCCUGGAUAUCGCUAAACAGGGGGUUUCUCUGGUAGCAUUGGAUCGAGAAAAUGGACAAGUUGUGGGGGUACUUUUAAAUAAAAUUCAACACAAAACAACUUCCACUAACCAGUACCUGGGGCCUUAUCUAAAGAAAGCCAAAUGUCCAGAAAGUCGGGCAAUUUUCGAGAUUAUAAUGGAAUUCGGUGAUUGUGUUGAUCCUUUCUCUAUUUACCAGGCCGACUGUUUAAUGGAGCUUGCGUGGUUGUCCGUCUCCUCCGAAUAUUCCAGGAGAGGAAUCGGUUUUACUUUGUGCCAAAUAUCUGUGAACCUCGCCAAGAAACUUUUAAAGGGCGAAGACAUCCGAACUCCUUUAGGUGAAGAUGGGGUUAAUCAACUGGGUCCAAAACCUCAGAUAGUUACCGGUCUGUUUACCACUUUUAAAACCCAACAAAUCGGGAGGAGAUUGAACUUUGACAUAAUGAAGACUAUAGAGUGCAAGGCACUUUACUAUAACGGGAACAGUUUCGCCAAUAUACUCGGAGAAAAUGUUUUGUUUACUCUGGAAGCCAAACGUUUACUGUAAAAAGCUCCAAGUAUGACAACCCUGAGAAGUUAAUAAAACAUUUUUGUUUUCAA
Molecule: messenger RNA, 1638 nt
Organism: Anthonomus grandis grandis
Lineage: Eukaryota; Metazoa; Arthropoda; Insecta; Coleoptera; Curculionidae
Exons: 4
Coding region: 842-1585 (247 amino acids)
Molecular function (GO): N-acetyltransferase activity
Source: RefSeq, a predicted model, not a curated record